UCCCAUUCAGUGACUAGAAUCCCCAAAUUUGAGGGCCCCCGCACACACGCUCUUGGGAGUCUUUCUUACACAAAGAUGUUCUGAGGGCAGAACAAAAAAAAAUAAUUGGUUCAGAGAGCUAACCAAUCAGCUCGUAGUGGAGUUGGGUCCAAGAUAUCUGAUUGGCUGAUCCCGCCUCUAGUUGCUUGGACCCACCUCCUGUACCAUCUCUCUUAACCAGUCAUCUUUCCUUCUGCCCUCAGAUCACUUUUGUGAGUAAAAGUCCCAUGAGCCAUACAAAUGUGUGUUUGAGUGGUAACAGACAGCACUUAUGCUCCCUUUGACAGGAGGUGGAAGGGGUGGCUUUGUAAUGUGUAAACCCCCCCCCCCCACAUGAAGUGGCCUUGUUGGUCCGGUUCGACACCAUGUUACCGUUCACAAAAACGGAACAGGGCAUCAAGGAAGUGAACGAUUAGCCGUCGGCUGCUUUCUGGCAGACGGGGAAUUUGUCUUGCAAAGGCAAAAUUGAAAAAUAUCAUUAUGUGGAAAAACUGAGGGGGCAGCGAUAAAAAGCUUCAGAAUAUUUUUAAGAAGUAGUGCUUUUCAUAUUCAUAAAUGUAACCUUGAUGCAGCAUGUAUUUUAAUAGUGUGUCUCAUCGUGAAGCAUAUCCAUGUUAUAAUCAAGCUUUGUACUUAAAGAAAGAAUUUAUAAAACCAAACGAUUUUUUAACCAUGUCACCUGUGAAAACACUGUACAGAUACACUCACUGCUUGCGCUGUAUAUUUCCAUUUUUGUAGUACCUUCAAAACGACUAUUUUUGUACAGUGUUCGGGUUUUUAGUGUCAAAAAAAUCAUACGUGAGAACUGCCUUCAAAGGCUUUACACAAGAGCCCAGAUUUCUGUCUUGCUGAGCACGAAGAAGCAGAAAUGAAGCUAUGACGCGCGGCACCAUCUUAAAAAAAACAACAUACCUUUCUCACUUUUAAAAUGCAAGUAAAAAUAACAUUAACCUCAGGGAAUGUAAACGGAAGCAUAUUCUUAAAAACUGCAUCGCAUGUAAAAUUAUUCACUAGCAGCAAAGUCGCAGACAUUUUGGCAAGCGAUACAUAUACCCUUAAUUACAUCUUAAGGUUAAUUAGUGUGUGCUGAAGACUAGCAGCCGUAUAGAUGACGUCACCCUUGCGAGUGGCGGACGGGAGGGAGAGGUCGCGCAUGCGCAGAGUGGCGACCCGGAGCUGGCAGGCGAAGCGGUGCAGCGCUCCCGUCGCUCGGCCGAUAGAAGCGCAUCUCCACAGCGCAUCUCCGCACAUCCCAGCGAAACCCACACUGAUCAUCCCUGUCCCAGAAAUUAAAAUCCCAAAAUGUCUGUGGGUAAUGACUUCGGGAACCCAUUAAGAAAAUUCAAACUGGUUUUUCUGGGCGAGCAAAGCGUUGGGAAGACGUCUCUCAUCACACGGUUCAUGUAUGACAGCUUCGACAACACGUAUCAGGCAACUAUUGGAAUUGACUUCCUGUCGAAAACCAUGUACCUCGAAGAUCGAACGGUGAGGCUGCAGCUGUGGGACACGGCGGGACAGGAACGCUUCCGGAGCCUCAUCCCCAGCUACAUCCGAGACUCCACCGUCGCGGUGGUGGUCUAUGACAUCACCAACGUCAACUCCUUCCAGCAGACCUCUAAGUGGAUCGACGAUGUCAGGACAGAAAGAGGGAGCGACGUCAUCAUCAUGCUUGUUGGCAAUAAGACGGACCUGGCAGAUAAGAGGCAAAUCACGAUCGAGGAGGGCGAGCAACGGGCCAAAGAGCUUAACGUGAUGUUCAUCGAGACGAGCGCCAAGACUGGCUACAACGUGAAGCAGCUGUUUCGACGUGUGGCAGCCGCCCUGCCCGGGAUGGAGAGCAUGCAGGACACCAGCAAAGAAGGCAUGAUUGACAUCAAGCUGGACAAACCACAAGAGGCACCAACCAGUGAAAGCGGCUGUUCCUGUUAAUACACGGCACCGGAUUGGAUGGCUUCAUUUACACCACAUGCUUGUUGUGUUGCUUCCUAUUGGUUAGCUUCCAGUUGAGUUUUCAGAUCGGUUAUUUGGCCUUUUACAUGAUUGGUUGGAACUAGAGUUGCAUCAGUCCUCAGUUGUAUAAUAUUGUACUUUAUUAACAAAAUUGCCAAAAACAUAAAAAUUGUGAAAGAAGAUAAAAUUACAAAAAGAACAGAAGACAAAUUCCAAACCUACCCUUUUUGUUUGUUUUUUUGUUUUGAAAGACUAGAGUAGUAGUUUUUUGUUUUUGUUUUGUAUUUUUGUAUAUAAGGAAAACACUAAAAAUAAUAGACAGCCUAAGUUUAUCAGCUUGUGCUAAAACUCUAAGAAGGAUUGGAUCAGACCACACAAAGCUAAAAGCGCGUCACCAAUUUGUAGCAUGCAUGCAAACGGAGAUUGUGCACGGAUUACGUCUGCUCUGGGGUGCACAGUACCAAACACGUCAAGGCUUCGCCCCCCUGCAAUUUUCAUGCGUCAAUCGGGACAUGCCCUCGCCUGACAUUUCUGUAAAGUCUCGAUUUGGGUGUUCAGUUUUUCAGUAGCGUUGUAAACAGCAGCCAGCUCCGCGGGCAGCUUUAAGCUGCGGUUCUCUUCUCUCUGCUGCCUUCGCAGGAUUCCCUUCUGCUUGCUCUCUCCUCAUUCACACCGUGUUCGUGGUCUCACAGGCAAUCCUUGGCGUGCCACACGGCACUGUAAAUACUGCUCAUCUCACUGUGUUUGUGCCUCCAUACAUGUAAUCCCAGUUGACCAGAAUGAAAGGUACAGAGUGGUCUUCAGGGACACUAAAGACUUCGUUUGAGUUUUUCCUUGUUCACUGAUGGCUAGUCAGCCCCAGAGUCCUUGUCCUACCUGCCGUAUGUUUCGUUACAGCCCGCUGAACGACCCGUCUGAUCUUACACCACCGACAGGGGUCUCUCCCUCCCAGUACACUGUUUUUGGCAAUAUACCGAGCUUGCAGGCUUGCUUUUCCCCGCUCCAUUUUUGCAAAGACUAGGAGCCCCUAGCUCUGGCGUGAAGAGCUGGCAGAACUUCGGUGUUGUUUGAGGACGUGUGUUAAGAAACUAGGGCCACCUAAAAGCCCCUUUUCUACCUGUUUGGGGUGGGGGGGGGGUAUGUUAGUGAGAGAUUUCUGCAAGGACCAAAGCUAUUCAGGAGGCUCGG
Brienomyrus brachyistius is the source of this 3177-nucleotide messenger RNA. Its product is annotated as ras-related protein Rab-6B. Gene Ontology annotation, molecular function: GTPase activity; GTP binding. The coding region runs from base 1342 to 1968 and encodes 208 amino acids. The transcript has 8 exons. The record is from RefSeq and is a predicted model, not a curated record. NCBI's taxonomy places the organism in Eukaryota, Metazoa, Chordata, Actinopteri, Osteoglossiformes, Mormyridae.